CAUGAUUUUUGUUGUUAGAGCACACGAACACGUGCUCAGAAAAGCAUAGUUUAUACAUUUUUCUAAAUUUUUAUUCAAAUAUAUUUAGAUUAUCAAAUGUAUUUUAAAAUAAGUGCAAGAUGUGCGAAGAAAUAAAUAGACUUUAUAAAAAUUAUAUUGUACUUUUCAGUUAAGAUUUCAUUAUAUUAAGUGAGUGAAUUCUUGAUACGUCACUUGUUGAUACGGCGAUAUUCAUAGUGUCAAAGUGUUUAUUCUUAAAUUACAUGAUCUUUUAAUAAAAUCAUGGACUGCAAAAGAAGGUAUGAUACCUUUGAUGAGAACGAAACACCCAAAAAAUUAUUGAAAAAGUACAAAAAUAAAGAUGAAGAGAUAAAUGAUUUUUCAAUUGAUCAAAAUGGUUAUGAAGACGAAGAGGAGGAAGAAGAAGUAGAAGAGGAAGAGGAAGAAGAAAAAGUCGAAUAUUUUCAAGACUAUUUUGAAGAUGAAAGUGAUAAAAAAAGAGGUAAAUCACAAAGUCCUAAAAAACGAUUGCUCAAUGAAAAUGGUAUAAAUAAUGGUACUAACAAUGCAGAAUUGAAAUCAUCUAAAAAGCGGAAAAAUUCUUCUUUGGAAACUAAUGAUAAAUCCAAACGAAUGCGCACAAUUGCUAGUGAUUUUGAAGAUUCUUUUAUUAAUUUAGAAAAUGAAUUUGAUGAAACUUUACUUAGCGAAAUUGACAAUACCAAUUCAACUGAUCAAUUUGCUUUUCAUUAUUCCCAUCGUUUAAUUAAAUUCAUGUUUCAAGUUGAAUUAUCCAUUUUGUCUUUACUCAGAAAGUCUAGACAUAAGGACAAAUAUUUGUCGUUGAUUGUGAAAUUUAAAAAUUCAAAAACCGGACACUUUCAAGAUAUUGUAAUUCGUCAUUCAGAAUGUUCUUUUCACAUUAAUAUUGAAUAUGUUGAUAAAUUUUACAUUGUCAAUGAAAUUAAUUACGAUGUAUUAUUUUCAAAGGCGAAAAAUAAUUUUUCUUUAAACAAUUAUCUUAAUAAUUAUGUUAAAAAAAUUGUUUCCGAUACAAAUAGUUUGUCAGAAAAUUCCGAAUAUUUUAUUAUCUAUACAAAUUCAGGAUUAGAUAUUUCUGAUGAUAAAACAUUGAAUCAAACACGAGCGAGAAAAUUUUAUCCAUUUCAAUUGAAAAGUAAUUUUGAAAAUUUUAACAUUAAUGAUUUUCUAGAUGUUGAUUGUCAAAAUGUUGAAUGUGAAUUUUAUCAAUUUGCAAAAGAUGAAAAAACACGUGAAGAAUUUUUAAAACGAUUAGAUUUUUCUCCAACUAUUAAAAAAGAAAUAAAAAAAAGUAAUUUUUCCGAAGAAAUUUUAAAAGAAUCAUUUCUUAAUAAAUUAAUUUUAGCAGUUAAUCAACCGAGUAGAGAAGAAUUGGUGACAAUUAUUAAAAAUGAAAUUGAAAAUAUUGAUAAAGAUUAUAUGCAACUUAAAGAAAAAGUUUUAAAAAAAUUAACAUCUCAUAAUGCAGAUUCUUGUGAUAUUUUGUAUAAUUUUAAUUUACUUAUGUUUUUCAUUCAUGACAUGUUUUUGCAUAAAAAAAUUAAUUUUGUUAAUUUUGAAGAAAAAUCCACAUACGAUAUUGGUUAUAAUUAUAAAGGUAGAAUUAUUUCACUAAAAGCAUGCCAAGCGGAUAAUAAUAUUGAUUACGGUCAAUUAUUUGCUGCUAAGCGUAGAAAAGAAAGAAAUUUAUUUUCUAUUAAUAAACAUUUUUCAUAUUUUAUUGAAGAGAUGGGAAAAAAUGUAAAAUAUUAUGUUAUUUAUACAAAUGUGAAAAUUGAAUUGGAUGAUGAAAUGAUAUUGAAGAAAGGUAGAACGAAGGAUUAUUUUCGUUUGAAAUUAAAGGCAGUGGACGUGGGGGAAAAGAGAUUUAGAAUGUUAAAACGCAUUGGUAUUAAUGAAAAAGGUUUAUAUCAAUUUGAUCAAGAUGCGAGGGAAGUGGUUCAAAAUUUGUUAAAAUUGCCUCAAUCAGCUGAGAAUCAUUGUAAGGAAAUGUUUUUGGAUAGAUUAAUUUUUGCCGUUGAGCAAUUUGAUUCUAAAGAAAUGAAUGAAACACUAAAAUCGGAAAUUGAUAAUGUUCCCUAUAGUUAUGAAGAAUUGUACGAAAUAGCACUUCGUUGGUUAGAGUCACGUGAAUUUGGACCAAUAACAAAAAGCAUUGUUAACGAUCUUUUAGAUGAUGUAAAAUCUGGACGUAUCAGCCUUCGGGCAAUUGAGAAAAAAAGUAGAAAUUUGGAAAUUAAUUUCGCUAAAAGUAUAGUUGGCACUGAGGGUACAAUGGCAUUUAAUCAAUUUUUGCAAUUUUUGGUCGAAGAAGAAGGAGGGAAUUAUUUGGCAUUGUUAAAGAAACACGAUAUUAGUACAACUAUUGUUUCGAGUAUUUUAGGAGGUUCAGGAGGGAGGGCAACAAAUACCUUUAAAGAUUUGUGUGAUCUUUGGUUCGAUAGGGGAAAUAAAUCAAAAUAUUUGAAAACUUUGGAGCGAGAGAAAAUAAAUUUAACGAUUAUUUCGAGUAUUUUGAAUAAAGCAAAAUCAGAGGCUCCGAAUGCGUUUAAAAAUCUCUAUUACACUUGGUUUGAUGAUGAGGGUGAGAAAAUGGAAUGUUUGAAAUGUUUGAAGAAAGAAGGUGUGAGUUUAACGACAGUGGCUGGAAUUCUAUCCGGAGCACGAUCUAAAGCGUCAAAGGCUUUUAAAGAAUUAUACAAACUUUGGUUCGAUGAUGAAGGAAAUAGAACACAAUGUUUAGAAUCCCUAAGGAAAGAGAACGUGAGUUUGACAAAUAUGUCGAGUAUUUUGAGUGGAGUUGGCUCAAAUGCUCCUGUUGUAUUUAUGGAAUUGUAUAAUCUUUGGUUUGAUUCAUCGGGUGAGAGAACGGAUUAUUUGAAAACAUUGGAAAGAGAGGAGGUUAAAUUGUCACAAAUGUCUAGUAUUUUGAGUGGAGCCGGUGCAAAAGCUCCCGUUGCGUUUAAAGAAUUGUAUAAUUUAUGGUUUGAUAAUGGUAAAAAGACGUUGUAUUUGAGAAUUCUUGAGGAAGAGGGAAUAAGUCUCACUAGUCUUUCUAGUAUUCUACAUGGUUCCGGAGCAAAUGCAGGAAAGGCGUUUAAAAAUUUAUACAAUUUAUGGUUUGACGCAGAGGGAAAUAAGAAUCAAUGCCUACUCCAUUUGGAAGAAACAGAAGGAAUUAGAUUAUCGAAUAUUUCGAGUAUUUUACACAGUUCGGGAAUAAAUGCACCAAAGGCUUUCAAAAAUUUGUAUCAUUUAUGGUUUACAGCACAUGGAAAACGAACGCAUUAUUUGACAACACUUGCAAAUGAGGGAAUAUCAUUAUCAAGUGUUGCUUGCAUUUUACAUGGUGUUGGUACAAAAGCUGCUUUGGCUUUUAAAGAUUUAUUUGAUUUUUGGUUUGACGCUGAAGGAAGAAAGUCACAGUAUUUAAAAAAUUUAGAAGCUAAAGGAAUAUAUUUGAAUACAAUUUCAAGUAUUUUAGGAGGAGCUGGUAAUAAUAUCGCAGCUUUUAAAGAUCUCUACGAUCUUUGGUUUGACGAAGAGGGAAAUAAGACACAUUAUUUGGAUGCUUUGGAAACAGAGGGAAUUAAUUUGACAAAUAUUUCGAGUAUUCUAAGUGGAUCUGGUACGAAAGCUGCAGUGGCUUUUAAAAAUUUAUACGAACUUUGGUUUGAUGAUACAGGAAACAUGACGAAAUUCUUAUCGAGUUUGAAAGAAGAAGGAAUUAAUUUAGCGAAUAUUUCGAGUAUUCUUCACGGUUCUGGAACGAAUGCUGUGAAAGCAUUUCAAGAUUUUUAUUACUUAUGGUUUGAUCAAGAGGGAAAUAAGACAGAUUGUUUGAGAGUACUUCAGCGAGAAGAUGAGAUAAAUCUUACCAAUUUGUCGAGUAUUUUGAAUGGUUCGGGUAUAAAAGCUGCUGAGACAUUUAAAAAUAUUUACGAUCUUUGGUUCGAUGAAGAUGGUAAUAAAACUAAAGAUCUUCAAAUUUUGGAGAAUGAGGGAAUAACACUGUCAAAUGUAUCGAGUAUUUUACAUGGAUCUGGUACAAAAGCACCGAAAGCAUUCAAAGAACUUUGUAAUACAUUUUUCAACGAAAACGGAAGUAAGAACAACUGCUUAAAACACUUUAUCGGUAGGAAAAAGGACGAAAAUUCUUUUAGAUUUCACAAUUUAUCGAGUAUUUUAACCAAAACGGGAUUAAAUGCCAAAGAUACUUUUCAAGAGCUUCAUGAUUUGUUUUUCGAUUCCGAAGGCAAUAGAUCGGAAUUUUUAACUCAUUUCUACAAUGCUGGUUUUAAACCCAGUAAUUUAUCAUCAAUUUUAUGUGGAACGAGAACUCGUGCUUCGAUACAUAUUCAAAAAUUCCAUGAUAUUUGCUUCUAUCAAAAUGGAGAAAUAUCGAAAUUUUUGGACGAUUUUUUGAAAGUUGGUUUCAAACCUGGAAAUCUUUGUAGUCUACUGAGCGGAGCACCAAAUAAUUUUGAAAAAUUUCAUGAUUUUUGUUUCAAUGAUGAGACAAAACAUUAUUUAUUCAAUUUUCUAAAUGACGAAAAUGGCUUUACAGUGAGUAAUUUAACAAAAAUAUUACAUGCAUCGGGUGUUAAUGUUUUUGUAGCAUUUGAAGAUUUUCAUAAUGUUUGUUUCGAUAAAAAUGGAGAGAAAUCGAAAAUAUUUAAUGAUUUUCUAAAAGUUGGCUUUACACCAAAAGAAUUGGCUAAUAUUCUCUCAAUGUCGGGAAGUAAUGCCUCUCAUAUUUUCAUUAAAUUUCAUCAAAUUUGUUUCAAAGAUAAUUAUCUCAAUGAUUUUCUCAAAGAAGAGGCAAUUUUUCCCACAAGUGAAUUAUCGAAAAUAUUAUUUGGCGUUGGUGUCAAUGUUUGUUCAAUUUUUGAAAAGUUACACAAUUUUUGUUUUCACGCUGAUGGAAGGAAGACGAAAAAAUUGAAAAAAUUGAUUAAAAAUGAAGAGAAUAUCACUGAAGUUUUACGUGAUAGUGUGAAAAAAACAAGGGCUUUAUUUUUAGAUGAGGAAUUAUUGGAACAACAAAAUAAUGAAAUUGACUCGUCAUUGAUGAUGUGUUUGGCAAGAAAUAAUAUAAAUUUAACAAUUGAACAAAAAACGGAGAAUCUUGUUAAUUUUCUUAAAAUUAUUCCUUCGUUAAAGCAGGGAAUACUUCAUCCACUACGAAAAGAUACAUUUUUAAAAAGAUUGUGGCUUGCAAUUAAUGAUUUUAAACCAUAUAAAUUGAAUAAACUUAUGAAGGAGGAUAUUAAUAAGCAUAGAAUUCUUUUGACUGAAGAUGAUGUGCAAAAAAUAAUGACACGUAGUGCGGAAUUUUAUAAUUUUACACCGGUAUCGAGGGAAGUUAUUGAUAAAUUGACCGAGGAGAUAAAAAGUAAUAAAUUUGAAUCUGAAAUUCAGGUGAGAAAUAUUAGUGAAGAAAUGAAAUUUGCUAGGGGAAUUGCUAUUGAAGGGACGGGUUCUUAUUAUUCACUAUUGGAAUUUUUGGUAAAAGGAGAUGGAAAGAAGUGUUUAAAUGUUUUGAAAAAAUUGGGUAUGAAUAUUGGUGGUAUAACAAAAAUGUUGAAAAAUUCAGCGAAUUUAUCGGAGAAAAGUUUUCGUGAUUUGUACAAUGUGUUGAUUGAUAAUGGGGAAUUUUCGUUUUAUGUAAGAAAUUUAGAAAAUGCAAGAAUCGAUUUGUGUAGAUUUACCAGUAUUUUGUGUUUUGCGGGACCUGUGGCAGCUAGCGCUUUUCAGGAUCUCUAUAAUCUUUGGAUUGAUUCCGAAGGAAAGAAAUCAAUCUACCUGAUAACUUUGGAACGUGAAGGUAUUAAUUUAACGAAUAUUUCGAGUAUUUUAAGUGCUUCUGGUGGUAAUGCAGCGAAAGCAUUUAAAGAUCUCUUUAAUCUUUGGUUUGACGAUGAAGGAAAUGAAACGCAUUGUUUCAAGACUUUAAAAAAACAUAAAAUACGUCCAGGAUUAAUGUGUACAGUUUUAUCAGGUUCUGGUUCAAAAGCACCGGAGAAUUUCAAAGAUUUAUUUAAUCUUUGGUUCAAUAAAGAGGGGGAGAAAACAAAAUAUUUAAAAUCUCUUGAGGCAAAUGAUAUUAAUGUUGGUAUUAUUGCUAAAAUUUUAACAUCAGCUAGAGGAAAUGCAUCGAAGGCUUUUAUAUCUUUAUAUCAGCUUUGGUUUGAUUCGGAGGGAAAUAAAACGAAAUAUUUGAAAAGUUUAGAUCGUGAGGGAAUAAAAUUGUCACUUGUUGCUAGUAUUUUAUCAAGAGCUGGUAGCAAUGCUAAAGAAGCUUUUGAGGAUAUGUAUAAUUUUUGGUUUGACGCUGAUGGUAAUAGAACGCAAAUUUUGGAGAAUUUAAUUAAAGCUGAAAUAAAAGUUGAUGAUGUUUGUAAAAUUGUUCGUGGAGCUGGUGCAAGAGCUGGUGAUACAUUCAAAGAGUUGUAUGAUUUAUUGUUCGAUGAUGAGGGAAAGAAGAGAAAAUUAUUGAAAACAUUUGAAAAAAAUGGUUUAACCAUUGACAGUCUAUCGUCAGUUUUGUCGAAAACAAAUACACAUGGACCGAAAAUUUUCAAGGAAUUGUAUAAUCUUCUUUUCGAUGAGAAAGGAAAGAAAACAAUUUACCUACGUGUUUUGAAUAGAGAGAAUAUAAAUUUGAAUACAUUUUCAAAAAUGCUGUUGGGAAUUAAAAAUAAUUUUGUGAAGACUUUUAAAGAGAUAUUUCAUUGUUGGUUUGAUGAGGAGGGAAAUAAAACACAUUGUUUGACAACACUUGAGGAAAAUGGUAUUAAUUUGACAAAUUUGUGUGCUAUUUUAUUUGGUUCAGGUGUGACGGUUAAAAAAACAUUUUACAAUUUAUAUGAUCUUUGGUUCGAUGAGGAGGGAAAUAAAACACAUUAUCUGAUACCAAUGGAGAAGGAGGGAUUGCAACUCACUGAUUUGUCUAAUAUUUUAUAUACAUCGGGUAGUAAUGUUGUGAGAAUUUUUCAAGAACUUUUUGAACUUUGGUUCGAUGAGGAUGGUAAUAAAACAAUUUGCGUUAAGAAUUUACAAAAUGAGGGAAUUAGCCUCAAUGAUUUGUCACAUAUUUUACAAAAUGCUGGUAUACAUUCGGCAAAGACUUUUCAAGAUUUGUGUGAAUUUUGGUUUGAUUCUGAUGGUAAUAAAACAUUGUAUUUGAAACAUUUGGAAAAAGAAAAUGUCACAUUGAGCGAUAUGUCUGAUGUUUUGAAUAAAUGCGGUGGACAGGCGGCAAAAAUUUUUAAACAAUUGUACAAUUUUUGGUUCGAUAAAAAUGGUAAUAAGACAAUAUUUUUGAAGACUAUGGAAAAAGAAGGUGCUAAUUUGAAAAUUAUUUGCGGCAUUAUAACUAAGUCAAGAACAACAUCACCAGUGGUUUUAAAAGAGUUGUAUGAAUUUUUGUUUGACAAGAGUGGAAAGAAGGGUAAACAUUUGAAAAUUUGGGAAAAAGAAGGUGUUAAAUUGGGUACAUUAUGUCGUGCUCUUAAGGGAACGGAAACAAAUGCUCUUGUUGUGUUUAAAAAUUUAUAUAAUCUCUGCUUUAAUAAACAGGGAAGCAAAUCGAAAUAUUUAAAUACAUUUGCAAAGGAGGAAAUUGAUAUUAAUUGUCUUCUAAGUAUUUUAAUUGGAGCCGGAAGUAGUAUUUGUAAAACAUUUAUUGAAUUAUAUAAUCUUUGGUUUGACGCUGAAGGCAAUAAAACGCAGUAUUUGACAAUUUUGGAAAAAAAUAAUAUCCCUCUAAUGAAUAUUGCAAUUAUUUUAACUGGAUCUGGAAAAAAAGCUGUUCAUGCUUAUAAAAAAUUAUUUAGCAUUCUUUUCUAUGAGAAUGGGGAUAAAACUCCACAUUUAAAGCGUUUUAUUGAGAAAAAUGAUUUUACAAUAAAUGAUUUGUCGGCAAUUUUAAGUGGUUCAGGUAGUCGUGUACAAGAUGCUUUUGAAAAUUUCAAUAGAACUUUGUUUGAACGUAAUGGCAAAAAAACGUCAUUGUUGAAAAAUUUCUUUAAUGCCGAUUUUCAUGAAAAGAAUUUAUCUUGUUUACUGUUAGGUUCGGGAAAUUCUGCAUCAUCAAAUUUAAAACAAUUUCAUAGAAUUUGUUUCAAUCAUCAGGGUGAGAUGAAAUUAAUUUUAAAUGACUUUUUCAAUGUUGGUUUUACAAAAUUUGAUUUGUGCUUUAUAAUUAGUGGAUCAUCGAUUUCUUUAAAUGAAUUUCAUGAUUUUUGUUUCGCAGAAGAGACGAGGAAUAAUUUAACAGAUUUUCUCAAUGAUGAAAAUUCUUUCACUGCCAGUCAUUUAUCUUUAAUAUUAAAUGGAGCAAAUUUAAAUAUUUGUAAUGCUCUCAAAGAAUUUCAUGACGUUUGUUUUGAAAAUGAUAAUAAUGAAAUUAGUACAAUUUUCAAUGAUUUUCUUCAAAUUGGUUUUACACCAAAUCAGUUAGCUAAUAUUUUAGCAAUGACAGGAAAUAAUGCUUCUUUUGUAUUGAAAAAUUUUCACGAUUUAUGUUUCAAUGAAAAUAAUUAUUUAAAUCAUUUUUUGUCAGUGAAAAAAAUUUUUAAACCAAAAAAUUUAGCAAAAAUUUUCAAUGAUACCGGCAAUAGUGUGUGUUUGGUUUUUGAAAAAUUACACAGUCUUUGUUUUAAUGAAAACGGUGACAAAAGUGAUUAUCUAAAUGAUCUUUUAAAUAGUGAUGAAAAGAAAAUGAUUCUUGAAAAAAUAAUUGAAAAAGCUAAAAAAUUUAGUGUUAAAUUUAAUUGUGAUGUGUCGUUAGAAAAGAAUAUUAUAAAAUCUUACAGAAUUGACCGAGUAAAAUAAUUCUAAAUUUAUAAAAUGUAAAUAUCUAAAAUUUUUUUUAGAAAUCAAUAAAAAAAAAUAAAUUUAUUUAAAUUCAGAGAAAAUAUGUCAUGAAAGAAAAGAUAAGAAGUAAAUAAAAAAAAUUAAUAUGCAAUAAAAGUAUAUUUUAAUAAUGAAGCCAAUGAAAAUAUUUUUCAUAAAUCAUUGUAUAAAUCAUUCAACUAUUAUUAUUAUAUUGUUAUUAUUAUGUCGAUUUAAGAUUUUUGAAUAUUAAAUAAUUCUCAGGAAUUAGAUAAUUUUAAAUAAAAUGUAAGUUAAAAGAUUUUAUUAUUGUAAAGAAUUAAGCGAAUAUUCCAAUAUAUAUAUAUUUUUACGAAAAUAACAGUGUGAUGUAUCUACGUAUGUAUAUAUUUUUUAAAAAAAUAUCAAAUU
Molecule: messenger RNA, 9291 nt
Organism: Leptopilina boulardi
Lineage: Eukaryota; Metazoa; Arthropoda; Insecta; Hymenoptera; Figitidae
Exons: 3
Coding region: 283-8880 (2865 amino acids)
Source: RefSeq, a predicted model, not a curated record